Messenger RNA from Cylicocyclus nassatus, 369 nucleotides. Lineage: Eukaryota; Metazoa; Nematoda; Chromadorea; Rhabditida; Strongylidae. The record is from the annotation of a GenBank genome assembly.
AUGUCCUUGCUCUAUGAAGAUGAAUUUGUUAGCGUCAACGAAGUGGCUCUAACAAUAAAGAACUACCACUUCCCAUCGAAAAAAGUCAAAUGCAUCCCUAUUGAAGCUAUACGUGUUCUUUGGUUUGAAGAACAAGAUCGAACGAAGGGUCCAACGAAGAUGUGGGGUAAAUCAACAACAUCUGUCUAUUGGACGCUUGAUGUGAAGAGAUGUAUCCCCGGAAGCUCAGGCGAGAAAUUCAACGUUGUCGUCGAUGUUGGACAAAAAAUCAGAUCCGGAUUUACGGUGGCUCAUGGCGAGACUUUUAUGGAAGCUAUGCGAUCGGUGUUUGACUACCAUGUCAUCAUUGUCGAUAGCAUUAAUCUCUAA